AUGUAUAGAAUGGCUAUCUAUCUAUCUAUCUAUCUAUCUAUCUAUCUAUCUAUCUAUCUAUCUCAGUCUGUUCAUUAUCUAUUUCGGUUUGUUUAUUAUCUAUCUAUCUAUCUAUCUAUCUAUCUAUCUAUCUAUUGUGGGGACCUACCCACAAAUAGACUCUUCCACAUCUAUAUAAUAUGGCUACCAAUUCUUAGUAAAUACCGUUACCAAAUAUCUCGUUGGUCAAUUCAAGAUCAAAGUAGCUCCCCUCUCAAAAUAUACCAUCAUCCACUCAUCGGUUCUCUCUCUCUCUCUCAUUCACUCUUCAUUUUUCUCACUUCAUCUUCUUCUUCUUCUUCUUCUUCUUCUUCUCUCUCUCCCUCUCUCUCUCUCUCCCUCCCUCCCUCUCUCUCUCUCUCUCUCUCUCUCUCAGGCUCGGCUCUGCCAUCUAUUUGCACAAGCUCAUUAGAUAGGUUUUUUUUUUUUUCCCUCCGCCCCUAUCACUCUCUCUGUCUAUCUCUCUCUUCCUCAUUCUUGGCUCUCUUUCUUCCUCUGUGCCCCCUCUCUCUGUCUCUCUCUGUCUCUCUCUGUCUCUCUCUCUCUCUCACACACACACAAUCUCACUCUCUCUCUCAUUCUCUCUCUCUCUAUCUCUUUCUCUCUCUUUCUCUCUCUUUCUGGCGCAUUGUCUUUCUUUUUUUUCACUCUUUUUUUCUCACACACUCUCUUUUUCAUACUCUCUUUCUCACUCUCACUUCCUCUCUGCCUUCCACCCUCUCUCUCUUCUUCCCCCUCUCCCUCUCUUCCACACUCUCUCUUUACCUUUCUACUUCAUCAGUCCCUCACUCUCACUUUCUCUCUCUUCUUCUUCCUCUAUUUCUCUCUUCCUCACUCUCUCCCUCUCUCUCUCUCUCCCUCUCUCUCUCACACACACACACACGUAUACACCCUCUCUCUCUCUCUCUCUCUCUCUCUCUCUCUCUAUCUCUCUCUCACUCUCUCUCUAUCUCUCUCUCACUCUCUUUCUGGCGCAUUUUCUUUCUUUUUUCUCACUCUUUCUUUCUGUCGCACUCUAAUUAUCCAUUCUGUCACUUUUCCCUAACUUAUUCUCAUUUCUCUUCCUCGAUUUCACUUCCUAUAUCUUUCUUCCCCCCUCUCUCUCUUUCUCUUUCUAUCUAUUUCUUCCUAACUUCCGUUGUCUCUUUUCAUCCUCCUCUCUCUUUUCCUUCCCCUCUCUCCCUUAUUGUCUCUCUCUCUUCAUCCCCCUCUCUCUCUCUUCAUCCCUCUUCCUCCUCCUCCCUCUCUUUUCCUCUCUCUCUCUCUCGCUUCAUCACUCUCCCAUUUCCUCCCUCUCACCAAAUUUCGUUUGUCUAA
Molecule: messenger RNA, 1356 nt
Organism: Acanthosepion pharaonis
Lineage: Eukaryota; Metazoa; Mollusca; Cephalopoda; Sepiida; Sepiidae
Source: the annotation of a GenBank genome assembly